Molecule: messenger RNA, 1222 nt
Organism: Lactuca sativa (garden lettuce)
Lineage: Eukaryota; Viridiplantae; Streptophyta; Magnoliopsida; Asterales; Asteraceae
Gene: ESE2
Product: Integrase-type DNA-binding superfamily protein
Biological process (GO): regulation of DNA-templated transcription
Molecular function (GO): DNA binding; DNA-binding transcription factor activity
Source: RefSeq, a predicted model, not a curated record
AUCACUCAUUGGGAAAUAAGGGUGAAAGUCGCUGUUUGAUCCUACGGUCUUAACUCAAUACAAAUGCGCACAAAACUCAAUCUUUCAAUCCCAGAAAGAUCAUAACUUUACAUCUUUCUUCAUUAUGCUUUCAAACAAAAUUCAUAAAAAGGAAACAAUCACAUACUAGUGAUUGGUACCAUGACGGCUUCUCUUUCAACUUUUACGUAUGCCCUAAUGAAGAAUCAAUCAUCGGUUUGUGCUAAAAUGAGUAUACAGAACUCCACUUCGGAACCUGAUGAUUGCAGCUCAAAUUCUUGCAAUUCAGUCCCUUCUUCGCCUGGAUCAACUCAUCCGCUACCCAAAUUGCAAAACCCUGAAACCAAAACCGUCAAGAGGAGUCGCGAUUCCAGCACCAAGCACCCAGUGUAUCGUGGCGUUCGGAUGCGAAGUUGGGGUAAAUGGGUGUCUGAAAUCCGUGAGCCCAGGAAGAAAUCACGCAUAUGGCUCGGAACUUUCCCUACACCAGAAAUGGCAGCUCGGGCACACGAUGUAGCGGCACUUAGCAUCAAAGGCAGCUCCGCCAUUCUUAAUUUCCCGGAACUCGUGGGAUCUUUGCCACGACCUGUUUCUUGUUCUCCGAGAGAUGUGCAAGCUGCUGCGGCUAAAGCAGCAGCCAUGACAGAGCUUGACUUUCCUUCUUCUUCUAUAGAAACUGCUUCGGAUGAACUCGAUGAGAUAAUUGAGUUGCCAGUUCUGGGGUCAAGUUUUGACUCGCUUGAGUUAAAGAAUGAUUUCGUAUACACUGAGUCGGUGGUGGACGGGUGGUUGUACCCACCGCCAUGGAUGAACAACGGCGGCAAUCAAGAAGAUGGGUAUGUUUCUGGUCAAGCAAACGUGAUUUCCACUGCGUUUGAAUCUUUAUGGUGGAAUUAUUAGUGUCCGAGUGUGUUAUCUCUUGAGCUCUCUUCUCUUUUUAUUUUUACUGUUUUCACUUUGGCCCUUUUCGUUUUUCCAUCAAGGGUUAAAUCUUUCUGUGCUUGUUUUGUGUAUGUUUUGUGCAUUCGGUGAUACCUUUAAUUUAUUAUGUAAAUAGUAAAUACCAAUAAGGCAGAAUAACUUUCACUCUCUGUCUGUGUGUAUGUGUGCUCAAAUGUGAGUUCACAAACGUUGACUCGAUAUAUCGUAGCAAAAAUGUUGUAAAUGUUGAAUCAUCUCAGAAAAUACAUCUUCAGUUGCAUUA